Alnus glutinosa is the source of this 4598-nucleotide messenger RNA. RefSeq names its product lysine-specific demethylase JMJ25-like. Gene Ontology annotation, cellular component: chromatin; histone deacetylase complex. Lineage: Eukaryota; Viridiplantae; Streptophyta; Magnoliopsida; Fagales; Betulaceae. Bases 255 to 2957 code for a protein of 900 amino acids. Gene Ontology annotation, molecular function: chromatin DNA binding; transcription coregulator activity; histone H3K9 demethylase activity. The record is from RefSeq and is a predicted model, not a curated record. The transcript is spliced from 11 exons. Gene Ontology annotation, biological process: regulation of transcription by RNA polymerase II.
GAAGCUGAUCCUCCGACAUGUCUUCUUAACUCUAAAAGAGGCAACUCGGAAGCAAAGAGAGAUCGAGAAACCUGAAAGGUGGGUACAAUUUCCAUCCCCAGGCGCCAAACAUUCAAAAAUCAAAAUCCCACCCACUGUUUCCCCCAAACCCACUUUUAAAAUAUAUAUUUAUAUAUAGCACUCAGUUUUCUCCAAACCCACUUCCCUCUCUUUGCAAGUCUGUUUUUUUGUUUUUUUUUUUUACUGGGUUUGUGAUGGUGGGUGCUAGAAAGAGGCCGAGACGGGAGGAUGAGCAGGAAGAAUCUGCUUCUGAAGCAGUUGAACCUGUGGAGAAGGAGGUGAACUCUGCUCCAAGUAUAGGCAGAGAGGAAGAUGGUAAGGGUGAGGAGGUUCCGGCGAAGAAGAAGCGUGGGAGGAAGAAGAAGAAGAAGAAUUUGUCUGCCCAGAAGGGUAGAGGUGCUGAAAAGAAGGAAGAAGUUGAGGAAAAUAGUGGGUUCCAGUUGGAGCAAGGAAUUGUUGGUGAUUCAGAUAAAGAGAUGAUUGUGAAGAAGCCAAUGAAGAAGCGUGGCAGAGUUGGAGCUGCGAAGAAGGAUACCGAAGAUGCGGUUGUGGGAAACGAGAAGGAUAGCAAUGGUGCAAAGUUGGAAGUUUCUUCUGGAAGGAGCACUGGGACUCAGAGGGUUUAUUCCUUGAGGGCUAAAAACCUUCCUAUUCCAAAACAAGAGACUGCCAAGAUAAAUAAGCAUGAUCCUAAAUGGAUUGAAGAGGUGUCCUUGAUGUGCCACCAAUGUCAGAGGAAUGAUAAAGGCCGGGUUGUUCGGUGCAAGCUUUGCAAGAGGAAACGAUAUUGUAUCCCCUGCUUGAAUACAUGGUAUCCUAAUACAGCGGAAGAUUCUAUUGCUGAAGCGUGUCCAUUUUGCCGUGAAAAUUGCAAUUGCAAAGCAUGCUUGCGGUUGGACACUCCUAUUAAAAAUUUGAACUUAGAAUUGAUUGUCAGUGUAGACGAGCAGUUUGAGCACCAUAAGUAUGUGCUUCAAACACUUCUUCCAUUUCUGAAACGACUUAAUGAAGAACACAUGAUUGAGAAGAAAAUGGAGGCUAAAAGACAAGGGUUAUCACUUCCAGAGUUAAAGGUAAAACAAGCAGAUUGCAGUAUUGACGAGCGUAUGUACUGUGACCACUGCAAAACUUCUAUUUUUGAUUUUCACAGAAGCUGUCCUAGAUGUUCGUUUGAUCUUUGCCUUACCUGUUGCCGGGAGAUUCAUGACAGAAACCUGCAGGGAGGCGAGGAGGAAGUGAUUUUGCAGUAUAUUGAUCGGGGACUUGACUAUUUGUAUGGUGGAAAUGGAAAAGAAGUGAAAUUACCUUCUGAGACUAGCCCUAUUCAUAUAAAGUCCAAAUCUGGGUGGGAAGCAAAAGAAGAUGGUAGCAUUCCUUGCCCCCCAGAAGACAGGGGUGGUUGUGGUCAUGGUAUUCUAGAAUUGAGAUGUAUGUUCUCAGAAGAUCUGGUUGCAGGAUUAGUGCGAAAAGCAGAAGAAAUAGCCAGAACUUAUAAACUUAUGGAUGGGGCUGCAACUCCUUUACAGCGUUGUUUGUGUUUCAACUCGGUGGGUGAAGUUGACUUAAGCAAUGAUAAGUUAAGGAAAGCUGCUUCUCGAGAAGAUUCUGAUGACAACUAUUUGUAUUGCCCGAGGGCCCAAGAUAUACAACAUGGGGAUUUGAAGCAUUUCCAGUGGCAUUGGAGCAGAGCUGAGCCUGUGGUUGUGAGCAAUGUGCUUGAAUCUGCAUCUGGUUUAAGCUGGGAACCACUGGUCAUGUGGCGUGCAUUCCGCCAGAUUGAAAAUACCAAGCAUAAAAGGGAGUUGGAAGUUAAGGCUAUUGAGUGCUUGGAUUGCUGUGAGGGCAUUAUCAAUAUCCAUGAGUUCUUUACUGGCUAUACACAUGGUCGGGUUCAUAGUUGUAAAUGGCCCCAGAUACUGAAACUGAAAGAUUGGCCUCCAUCUACUUUAUUUGAGGAACGCUUGCCGCGUCAUAAUGCUGAGUUUAUCUGUUGCUUGCCCUUUAAGGAAUAUACACAUCCACAUAACGGCCUUUUAAACAUUGCUGUCAACUUGCCCAAGAAUUCUCUAAAGCCAGAUAUGGGUCCCAAGACUUAUAUUGCUUAUGGAGUUGCUCAGGAGCUUGGCCGUGGAGACUCUGUCACUAAGCUUCAUUGUGACAUGUCUGAUGCAGUAAAUGUUUUGACACAUACUGCUGAAGUGCCCCUUAAACCUGAUACGCUUAAGAGUAUAGAGAAGAUAAAAAAGAAGCACUUUGAGCAAGACCAGAAAGAAAUAUUUGAGGAUUUUCAGGCUUUGGAUGGAAACACCAAGGAUAACAUUUCUUCUGGUGGGUCUUGUACAGUUACUGCCAAUGAUAAUGGCUUUAGUGUUGGAUUUGGGGAUCAAAACACGUGUGUAACUGUUAAAGAACUGGCUGAUCCUAUUGUUGGACUUGAUGGUGAUUCAACAAUGAACGGGAAAGACUUUUCAAGGGGAUCAGAGCUGGAAAAGACUAAGGAGCCAAAAGUGGAUAAAGUUAACAAUGGUGGGAGUGGUCCUACAGUUUCUGGAAACAAGUUGGAAGCUUUAGAAGCUUCUGAGGGUGGUGCUCUCUGGGACAUUUUCCGGAGAGAAGAUGUUCCUAAGCUGCAGGAAUAUCUUAAGAAGCACUUUAGGGAGUUCAGGCACAUCCAUUGUUGUCCAUUGCAGCAGGUUGUUCACCCUAUACACGAUCAAACCUUUUAUCUGACUGUGGAGCACAAAAGAAAGCUCAAGGAGGAAUAUGGAAUUGAACCAUGGACAUUUGUCCAAAAUCUUGGAGAUGCUGUCUUCAUUCCUGCUGGCUGUCCUCAUCAAGUAAGAAACUUAAAGGUGAGAAUGAGAUGCAACCAGCAAGCUUUGAUUUCGUGUUUAUAGGUUUAGCACAACGUGAUAUAGAACUUUAUGCGGUUGUUCGGCCAUACUUAGCACAACAUGAAUUCAUUCUUUAUUCUGAUCAUGAGGCCCUGAAAUACAUUAAAGGGCAGUCCAAGCUAAACUUGAAGCACGCCAGCUGGGCAGCUAUGUUGAGCAAUUCAAUUACACAUUAAAACAUAAGGCUGGAAUUCACAACAAAGUUGUUGAUGCACUGAGUCGUAGAGCUUCUCUUUUAUCCACCAUGCAUGUGGAAAUCAAGGGAUUUGAUGUGUUUAAAGAAAUUUAUCAGAAAGACUCUUAUUUUGGUCCUAUUCUGAAGCAAACCAUGGCUGAACAGCAAGCCGGUUAUACUCUACAAGGUGGCUUCCUUUUCAAAGAAAACCAGCUAUGCAUCCCGGAGUGUUCAUUGCGUGAGAAGAUUGUCAAAGAACUACAUGAAGGAGGGUAUUUUGGUCGUGAUAAAACAAUGGCAUUGAUAAGUUCAUCUUAUUGGUGGCCUAAACCGAAAGGAGAUGUUACAAGAUUUGUUGUUGCCAUGUGUGUCAAAGAUCUGGCCAAUAUGUUCUUUAAAGAGGUGGUUAGUUUGCAUGGUAUUCCUUUCACCAUCACCUCAUAUCGUGAUCCAAAAUUUAUGAGCCAUUUUUGGAGGACAUUAUGGAGGUUGAUUGAAAUUGAGUUGUGCGUUAGUAGCUCAUAUCAUCCGCAAUCAAAUGGGGAAAUUGAAGUUUUUAAUUGUAGUUUGGGAAAUGUGUUAUGCUUUCUUGCGGGGCAAGCCUAAAGAGUGGGAUUUAGUAUUACCACAUGCUGUAUUUGCAUUCAAUCGGUCUCAAAAUCAAACAACUAAAUGCAGGCCCGUUUGAGAUUGUCUGUGGUCAGAAUCCAAAUAGUGUUCUAGACCUGGCUCCCAUUCCAAAAUCCAAGUAAAGUGAACAAGAGAGCUGAGGAGAUGGCUGAUUAUCAAGUCCAUUCAUGAAGAAGUGAGGAAAAAGAUUGAAGAUAGCAAUUUGAGAUACAAAACAACAGCAGGUCAACAUCGCAGAAAGGUUAUCUUCAAAGUGGGGGAUAAGGUUUGGGUAGUUCUUACAAAGAAAAGGUUUCCUAUUGGUGUUAUUAAGCUAAGAGAUAGGAAAGAGGGGCUUCUUUCGUUGCUUUCUUGUGGACAUCAGCUCUUGAUAGAAUUCUCACGUUGGAUACUCUUAGAAAGAGGGGCUUCUCUUUAGCUAAUUGGUGUUGCCUGUGUAAAAAGAAUGAGGAGACGACUAAUCACCUUCUCAUCCACUGCGAGUAUACUUCGGCUCUCUGGCAAUUGAUCCUUAAUCUUUUUGGAGUCUCGUGGGUUAUGCCUAACAACAUCCAAGAACUUCUUCAUUGCUGGAAAGUUCAAGGGAGGGGACAUCUCAAAGAGGCUAUCUGGAAAGUUACUCCUGCCCUUUUAAUGUAGAGCAUUUGGAGAGAAGAAUUGUCGUAUUUUCGAGAAUAGUGAGACUAAUAUGCUCUUUCUAAAAUCUUCCUAUUUCGGAUCUCUCUUGGGUUGGGUUCUUGUUAUGUUCCUAACUUUGUCUCUACAAAUCUGGUUGAUUUGAUCAGUUUUUUACAUUGUAACAGCUUAUAGGGUUGAGUCCAUAUUGUAUACGCUUCGUG